AUGUCGACGACACCAAUCAAAUACAAAUCAGCCAAAUCUAAAACAAAAUCUGGCCGAGUCGUAAAAAGAUCAUCAAAGAUUAAGAAUAAAAGAGACGACGAUAUUACCAUCGCGAAUAAUGGUAGUGGUAGUGGUAGCAGCAGUUUAAUAUGUCAUGAUCCAAAUUAA
Messenger RNA from Entrophospora candida, 168 nucleotides. NCBI's taxonomy places the organism in Eukaryota, Fungi, Glomeromycota, Glomeromycetes, Entrophosporales, Entrophosporaceae. The record is from the annotation of a GenBank genome assembly.